AACUCACCACACACUCAAUAGAAUGUCAAAUUUAAUGAAACUCGAAAAUACAAAAAAAUUUACUAGAAAACCGUGUCACUCCCGCAAAUUGUAAACGCAACAAUUUUUGAAUUAAUCGCCUAGUGAUAAAAUGUUUAUCGUCGCGUUAACCGGCGGAAUUUCUACGGGUAAAACCAGUGUCUCAAAAGUGUUCAAGGAAAAUGGAAUUCCAGUCGUCGAUGCCGAUCAAAUAGCCCGAGAAGUUGUCGAGCCGGGCAAACCAGCAUGGAAGAAAAUCAAGGCUGAAUUUGGUGAUGCUGUGUUCCAUGACGACGGUACCAUAAAUCGAGAAGCCUUGGGCAAACUGAUAUUUGACGAUGUCGAUAAAAGACGCUUUCUAAACUCGAUAACACAUCCGGAAAUUCACAGACGCAUCUACAUCGACGUGAUAAAAUGUUUCGUAGCCGGACACAAUUUCGUUGUAGUUGAUCUACCGUUGCUGUUCGAGACCGGUGUUAUGAUUCAGUAUUGCCACAAAAUCAUCACUGUCACUUGUGAAGAGGAUCUUCAGUUGACGCGAUUGAUGGAUCGAAAUAAACUAUCCGAGGCCGAUGCAAAGAAGCGCAUUGCAGCCCAGAUGCCGUUGGAGUUGAAAUGUAGUCAAUCGCAUUUUGUGAUCGAAAAUUCGGGUAGUCUAAGCGACACGGAACAGCAAGCAUUAAAGAUUCUAGAAGUAUUAAUUGAGAGCAAUCAUCACUGGAAAAUUCGCGGUAUUAUAUUGGCGACGGCGGCCGUAUUUUUUUCCGGCAUCGCAUGGCUGUUAGAUUACAAAUAUAAAAUAUGGUCACAGUGAUCCGUGCAGAACGGUGUGACUGGGUUUUUAACAAAUUUUAGAAACAUUAAAUUUGAUAUUGUAACGGUUGUAGGACACAAUUUUAAGACAUUCUAUUAUGCCAUUGAGACCAUUGAGAGUAGAGAUAUAAUUUAUUCCACACGCUGAAACGAAAAAACAAAAAAUUGACAAAAAUAUUUUAGGACUCGACGUUUGAAUGCGAAAUAAAGUUAAUUAAUUGCGACCAGCAACAAA
This is a messenger RNA of Bradysia coprophila, 1066 nucleotides long. RefSeq names its product Dephospho-CoA kinase (gene Dpck). Lineage: Eukaryota; Metazoa; Arthropoda; Insecta; Diptera; Sciaridae. The record is from RefSeq and is a predicted model, not a curated record. Gene Ontology annotation, molecular function: dephospho-CoA kinase activity; ATP binding. Gene Ontology annotation, biological process: coenzyme A biosynthetic process.